GAGAGAGGAGAGAGAGAGAGAGAGAGCUAAUGCAGAAACCCUAGGUAGAAGGGUGGUGGUGGUGGUAUCAGUUUGGUUGGAGAAUUAAUUCAGAAGGGAAAUUAAAGAAAUAGAAGAAAUGGGAAGAGCACCGUGCUGUGACAAAGCCAACGUGAAGAAGGGACCAUGGUCUCCUGAAGAAGAUGCAAAACUCAAAGCUUAUAUUGAGAAGUAUGGAACUGGUGGCAAUUGGAUUGCUCUUCCUCAGAAGAUUGGGCUUAAGAGAUGUGGGAAAAGUUGCAGGCUGAGAUGGCUGAAUUAUCUGAGGCCUAAUAUCAAGCAUGGUGGAUUUACUGAGGAAGAAGAUAACAUUAUUUGCAACCUCUAUAUCAGUAUAGGCAGCAGGUGGUCUAUAAUCGCGGCCCAGCUGCCUGGAAGAACAGAUAAUGACAUCAAGAACUACUGGAACACGAGGCUGAAGAAAAAACUGCUCGGCAGGCGCAAACAAUCCAACAUGAAUCGGGCCUCGAUUCCAGGCCUUGAACCCAAGGAUGCAAGCGGAGACGUCGACGAUUUGCAGAACCUGAGCAAUUCAGCUCUGGAGAGGCUCCAGCUCCACAUGCAGCUUCAGACCCUUCAAAAUCCUCUGUCAGUUUACACUAAUCCAGCACUUUGGCCUAAACUGAACCCCUUGCAACAGAAGAUGAUCCAAACCCUUCAUUGUCUGAAUGAAAAUCAAAGCAUCCUGAUGCACCAAAACCCCGUCAGCCCUCAACCUGUUUCAAAAACGGACGAGGUUGCAGACUCUAUCAAUUGUCUCUCAUCGUCGGGGACCUCGUUUCCAUUGAACACUGAAACCCACGUUCCAGAUCAAUCAAACAUCAUGGGACAAAACACGGGGUUAAUGCAGCCGGCGGGAUCAGGUUUUACUCAAGCUGAACUUGACGAUUUGCUGACUGAUCACAGGCCUUCCAGUUUCAUCCAGACAGGGAACCAGGUUGCUGAAUUUGAUUGCUUCAAGGGGAUGGAUGGAACAAAGGACAAUCUUGGAUGGUGGGCUGAUGAAUUCGGUGUGAAUAAUUCGACAUCGUCAAGAUCGUGGGAUUCGGCAACUAUGCUUCCCCAAUCUGAUGAAAUGUAUCAAGAUUAUGGUAUAGGAUACAGUAUGCAGUGAGAAAAGAGGAAAUAUAGGUGUGAGGAUCAGUAGGAGUUCAAUUUGUUUUGCUUCAUAAAAAAGGGAGAAUUGAUGCAGAAGAGAUUGCUGGUGUUGUAAAUUGUGUGAAUAAUGUUAUGUCAUGAUCUUGCCAAUGCUUUUAC
Molecule: messenger RNA, 1296 nt
Organism: Sesamum indicum (sesame)
Lineage: Eukaryota; Viridiplantae; Streptophyta; Magnoliopsida; Lamiales; Pedaliaceae
Product: transcription factor MYB36
Source: RefSeq, a predicted model, not a curated record